This is a messenger RNA of Protomyces lactucae-debilis, 1103 nucleotides long. RefSeq lists its product as uncharacterized. The record is from RefSeq and is a predicted model, not a curated record. The transcript has 2 exons. Lineage: Eukaryota; Fungi; Ascomycota; Taphrinomycetes; Taphrinales; Protomycetaceae. Bases 15 to 1103 code for a protein of 362 amino acids. Gene Ontology annotation, molecular function: protein binding.
CAGAGUCAAAGCGCAUGGCGCAGCGCGGUCUUCUUCCUUUUUCUACCCUGAUUGCACGCGAGCAAGACAAUGAGCAGCUCUCAAGCUUUCGCUACAGUGGCAACCAUUUCUCCUCGGACGUGCCUAGCUCUGACAUCCAAAACGACGAGGACUGGACGCCACGACCUUCACGGAAGCGUACAUUUGCAGCGUACUCGAGCGACACGGAAGAACUGUCACUUUCACAAUCCGCAAAUCCCGCUGCCGCCAGAUAUCAGCGCGCAAAGCGUCGUUCCCUGGCCCUUGAGCGUGCCGUUGCACCGAAUCUCUUCCAGUCGCAGGUAGUGCAGAACGUCGUCAAUGAAGCUAUUGAGAAUGGCAAGACUCACGUUGACCUCAGUCAGCGUAACUUGACAGUCCUACCAGAUGUUAUAUCUGACCUCAACUUACUAGUGUCUGCCAGUCAAGGGAUCAGCAUGAAGCCGCAGCUGCGCUUGUUCUUGUCACGUAAUCGACUCAAGACUCUGCCGGAAUCACUUUUCGAAUUGAAAGAGCUCGAGUUCCUCUCUUUGUCUGGCAACAAGCUCAAGACACUUUCGAGCAGCAUCGGGAAGCUCAAGAAUCUUGUAUCGCUGAAUGUUGGUCUCAACCAGAUUGAGUUUCUGCCUGCAUCCUUGUUGACCCUGCCAAAGCUGGAGCAGCUCGUCUUUGAAUGUUCAGAGUCUCCUCCAUCACCAGCAAAGUCACAGCCAUCUCAGCGCAAACGUCGGAAACCAACACUCGAUGCGCCACCGCGUUCGAUACGUCUCAGUAGACGCGCUAAAUCCAAUGCACGCGUUCCUACCUUGUAUGAAUAUUCUCUUCGCAGCAUCCGUGGCAAUCCUGCUUGCUUUGCAUGGUUCAAGGACAUCUACGAGAACUAUGAUCUUGAGCGCUUUUUGGUUCCCUUGGAGAAUCGCUCCUUUUGCGACACAUGCGGCAUUGGUAUGCACGAUGUGUAUGCAACACGGGAGGAACACUGGUCUGGCUUUGCAGGCGCGGACGGCAUCCCGAUUCGACGCAACUUAUGCAGCCUGACAUGUCUAGAGGGAGCACCGCAGUACGAAGACAGCGAUGAGGAGUAG